Linum tenue is the source of this 2308-nucleotide messenger RNA. NCBI's taxonomy places the organism in Eukaryota, Viridiplantae, Streptophyta, Magnoliopsida, Malpighiales, Linaceae. The record is from the annotation of a GenBank genome assembly.
CGCUCAGGGGCAAAUCUGGCAUUCCCUCACCCCGUCCCACCCUCUCCUUUUUAUUUCUCUCUCUCUCUCUUCCUCCCUUCACUUUCAUUUCUCCCCUCUCUGCUUGAAACGACGAGAAGGAAUAUAAAAAAAAGAACAAAAAAUCGAACCCCUCUCUCUUUCAGACCUUUUAUCGAACAGGUCAUCUGCAAGCCGAAGCCCGGGGGGAGAGUAAAGGAGUUUCCCGGCGGCGAUUUGUUCUGUUUUCUUCUUCCGCCCUCUCCCAGCGGGGAAGAGGCCUGGAAUUCGCGUACGGGCGGGGUUUCUGCUGGUUGGCUUCUGCUCAUUGAGGCCUGCGUACAGGAUACAGAGGAAGGAGGCAGCGGCCGGGAUUUGGUUCUUUCCACGAUGUGACGACUUUGUUGCUCUGAGAUUGGGGGGGUUUUCGAUUUUAUUUCGCGAAGAUGGGGAAGUUGGCGGUGGGAGUAGCGGUGGGGGUGGCGGUGGCGACUUGUGCGGUGGCCGGAGUGGUGGUGGGAAGGAGAUUGAGGAGUCGAAGGAAGUGGAGGAGAGUGGUGGGAGUGUUGAGGGAGUUGGAAGAAUCGUGCGAGACGCCGGUAGGGAGGCUGAAGCAGGUGGUGGAUGCUAUGGCCGUGGAGAUGCAUGCUGGAUUGGCCUCCGAAGGAGGGUCCAAGCUGAAAAUGUUGCUCACUUUCGUUGACCGUUUGCCUAAUGGGAGUGAAAUAGGAACUUAUUAUGCUCUAGAUCUUGGCGGUACUAAUUUUAGGGUAUUGCGGGUUCAGCUAGGAGGUACAAGGUCCUCGAUAUUGUCGAAAGAUGUAAAAAGGCAGCGCAUUCCUCAGCACUUGAUGACCAGCACAAGUGAGGACCUCUUUGAUUUCAUUACAUCAAAACUGAAACAGUUUGUUGAACAAGAAGAAACUGUAUCUGAAGCUGCUCAAUCUAGGACCAGGGAGCUAGGGUUCACAUUCUCUUUUCCAGUUAAACAGAUUUCUAUUCGUUCUGGCUUCCUGAUACGGUGGACCAAAGGGUUUGCUAUUGAAGAUAUGAUUGGAUGCGAAAUUAUUGAACGUUUACAAGCAGCAUUGAUGAAGAAAGGUUUAGAUAUGUGUGCGACUGUAUUGGUGAAUGAUACUGUUGGAAUCUUAGCCCUUGGACACUAUUAUGAUGCAGACACUGUCGCUGCUGUUAAAAUUGGAACAGGCACCAAUGCCUGUUACAUGGAGAGGGCAGAUGCAAUCAUCAAAUGCCAAGGACUCCUUACAUCUUCCGGAGCCAUGGUGGUCAACAUGGAAUGGGGAAAUUUCUGGUCAUCUCAUUUGCCGAGAACAACUUACGAUAUUGAAAUGGAUAUGGAGAGCCCCAAUCCAAAUGACCAGGGUUUUGAGAAAAUGAUUUCUGGAAUGUAUCUCGGCGACAUCUUCAGAAGAGUACUCCUCAGAAUGUGCGAGGAGUCUGAUGUCUUUGGACCUGUCUCAUCGAAAUUAUUGAUACCUUUCGUGCUAGAAAUGCCUCUCAUGGCGGCCAUGCAUGAAGAUGACACUCCCGACCUGAAGGUAGUAGCUGCCAUCCUAAGAGAAAAGUUAGAGAUCCAAGACGUUCCUCUUAAGGCAAGGAGGCUGGUCGUCAAAGUAUGCGACGUGGUGACUCGGAGAGCUGCUCGGUUGGCAGCUGCCGGCAUUGUGGGAAUACUAAAGAAAAUUGGCCGGGAUGGAACCGGAGGGAUAACUGGCAGCAGAAGUAGAAGCGACGCGAAGAUGAGAAGAACGGUAGUAGCAGUAGAAGGAAGCCUGUACACGAGCUACAUGAUGUUCAGAGAGUACUUACACGAGGCUUUGAAUGAAAUACUGGGCGAAGAUGUGGCGCAGCACGUCGUUCUCAGAACAACGGAGGAUGGAUCGUGUGUCGGGGCAGCUCUCCUUGCUGCGUUACAUUCUUCUUCUUCGUCAUCAUCGGAGGGCCUGCAUCGUCGACGAUAGUGCAGAACUGUGGAUAGCUUGGGUAAGGGUACAGUUGCUAUAAAUAUAUAUAUCAUUCAUAUAAUCAUAUAUAUAUUUAUACGUAUAGCAAUCAGUCAGUCAGUCAGGUAUAGCUGCCUUUCCUCCCCUUGUAAAUGUAGAAAAUUAUUUUGGGAAUCCCUUUUGGUGGUUAUAUAAAUAUAAGAAAGAAGAUGAAGAAAAAAAAAGGUUGGUCUCCAGAAACUCUCGUCUGUUGUAUCUCUUUUGCUCCAUCCCUCUGUCCCUCCAUGUUCACCUUCUGUAAAUUUGGUUUUGGCACUCUGGUAAAAGAAGAAAAAGAAGUUCUACAA